Molecule: messenger RNA, 1652 nt
Organism: Rhinopithecus roxellana (golden snub-nosed monkey)
Lineage: Eukaryota; Metazoa; Chordata; Mammalia; Primates; Cercopithecidae
Gene: FBXO4
Product: F-box protein 4
Exons: 7
Coding region: 201-1364 (387 amino acids)
Biological process (GO): protein polyubiquitination; SCF-dependent proteasomal ubiquitin-dependent protein catabolic process
Cellular component (GO): SCF ubiquitin ligase complex
Molecular function (GO): protein binding
Source: RefSeq, a predicted model, not a curated record
UACUCGACUCACAACUACGCACAUUGGACUGCCUCCCAAUAACCUCCCUUGCCCCUGGGCCUAACCCUGCCCUGGAGGCGGACUCGCGGGAGAGGCGGGAGGCUGAACGCCCGAGGGCGACCGCGGCUGGCGCGGAGCUGCGCAGGAGGCUGACGCGCUGGCGUGGCUCUGCGACGCGUCACCCGCGCUGCGGGCAAGCCAUGGCGGGAAGCGAGCCGCGCAGCGGAACUAGCUCGCCGCCGCCGCCCUUCAGCGACUGGGGCCGCCUGGAGGCGGCCAUCCUCAGCGGCUGGAAGACCUUCUGGCAGUCAGUGAGCAAGGAGAGGGUGGCGCGUACGGCCUCGCGGGAGGAGGUGGAUGAGGCGGCCAGCACCCUGACGCGGCUGCCGAUUGAUGUACAGCUAUAUAUUUUGUCCUUUCUUUCACCUCAUGAUCUGUGUCAGUUGGGAAGUACAAAUCAUUAUUGGAAUGAAACUGUAAGAGAUCCAAUUCUGUGGAGAUACUUUUUGUUAAGGGAUCUUCCUUCUUGGUCUUCUGUUGACUGGAAGUCUCUUCCAGAUCUAGAAAUCUUAAAAAAGCCUAUAUCUGAGGUCACUGAUGGUGCAUUUUUUGACUACAUGGCAGUCUAUAGAAUGUGCUGUCCAUAUACAAGAAGAGCUUCAAAAUCCAGCCGUCCUAUGUAUGGAGCUGUCACUUCUUUUUUACACUCCCUGAUCAUUCAGAAUGAACCACGAUUUGCUAUGUUUGGACCAGGUUUGGAAGAAUUGAAUACCUCUUUGGUGUUGAGCUUGAUGUCUUCAGAGGAACUUUGCCCAACAGCUGGUUUGCCUCAGAGACAGAUUGAUGGUAUUGGAUCAGGAGUCAAUUUUCAGUUGAACAACCAACAUAAAUUCAACAUUCUAAUCUUAUAUUCAACUACCAGAAAGGAAAGAGAUAGAGCAAGGGAAGAGCAUACAAGUGCAGUUAACAAGAUAUUCAGUCGACAGAAUGAAGGCGAUGAUCAACAAGGAAGCCGGUACAGUGUGAUUCCACAAAUUCAAAAAGUGUGUGAAGUUGUAGAUGGGUUCAUCUAUGUUGCAAAUGCUGAAGCUCAUAAAAGACAUGAAUGGCAAGAUGAAUUUUCUCAUAUUAUGGCAAUGACAGAUCCAGCCUUUGGGUCUUCGGGAAGACCAUUGUUGGUUUUAUCUUGUACUUCUCAAGGGGAUGUAAAAAGAAUGCCCUGUUUUUAUUUGGCUCAUGAGCUGCAUCUGAAUCUUCUAAAUCACCCAUGGCUGGUCCAGGACACAGAGGCUGAAACUCUAACUGGUUUUUUGAAUGGCAUUGAGUGGAUUCUUGAAGAAGUAGAAUCUAAGAGUGCAAGAUGAUUCUCCUUUCAGAUCUUGGGAAAUGAAACCGUUUGAAAUUUAUUACUGAGGUCAUGAUGUGAAUAUUUGCUCAGUCAACUCACCUUGUCCUCCCUUUUUGCAGAUGGGCUUUAAAUUGGACAGCUAUAGCUGCUGUGUUUUUGAUAUUAUUUUUACUCUUUACCAUAAAUCAAUUGCAAGAAGAGUUUCAAUCCUUGUAUUUAGCCCCAAAAUGAACCUUUAAACAUUUUUUUUUGGUAAUUUUUAUAUUUUCUGUCUUUUAAAAAAUAUUAAAUUCUGGAAAAAAUA